Penicillium chermesinum is the source of this 357-nucleotide messenger RNA. RefSeq lists its product as uncharacterized. NCBI's taxonomy places the organism in Eukaryota, Fungi, Ascomycota, Eurotiomycetes, Eurotiales, Aspergillaceae. The transcript has a single exon. Bases 1 to 357 code for a protein of 118 amino acids. The record is from RefSeq and is a predicted model, not a curated record.
AUGCAAAUAAAAAGGCAGCGUCCGAGCCGGGGACAGUUGACUCUACCAGUACUCAAGCCUAACGCCCGCGUACCCAGGAGCCAUCCGUGCGAACCUGUUGAUCAUGUCUAUAUCUGGGCUUCACGUCGGACAAUUUUCACGCGUUCGAGCUUAGGCCUGCUACGAUCACAUAGUAUCGAGUAUUUGCAUCGAGAUGACCCACUUGGGCUCCCCGACCGGAGACUUAGGGAACUCAUGGCAGAUUCAAGUGCAGUUGAUCCAUACUCGAAGCGUGACAAAUUACUCGGCAACGCUGUAGAUCGCUGCUCCACGCUGUUUCAGGAUUCAGGAUACCGAACCUCCGGACCUCAAAAUUGA